AUGCCGAAAUCCCUCUCCAAAGUCUCCAAGCAAAUCUCCAAAAAGCGCGGUACCAAAUCCACCGCCCUGCACGAGUACUCGCGCGACUCGCGACGUCUCCAGCGCGCUGGUCUGCGCGACGAGAAGCUUCUCCGGCUAGCGACUGAGCGCGGCAAGCAGAACCAGCCCCACCUCCAGCGUGUCCACCAUUUCCAGCUCAUCGCGCAAUCUCCCGAAGCCCCCGACACGUUCGAUGCCUCAUCCUUGCAGUCCGCCAUUCUCGCCUACGUCCACCGCGACGAUGAGGAGCUUGCUGAGCUCAAGGCCGCACGGCGACCGGGCCGCCCGCCGGCAACGCGCGAGCAGCUUCUCGAGCAGCGCAUCGCGACCGAAACGAAGGAGUUCGAGCUCAGCGGCUUCUAUUGCCCUGAUAUGCGGGACGCGGCGACGGUCGAUAAGCUGCGUAGUUGGGACGGCGAGUGGGUGAGCUGCAACGCUAUGAAGUUUGUGCGCGUGAUCAAGGCCGGCGAGGUGAGGGAUAGUGUGUGGCCGCCGAAAGGGUUGAGCUGA
Molecule: messenger RNA, 549 nt
Organism: Lasiodiplodia theobromae
Lineage: Eukaryota; Fungi; Ascomycota; Dothideomycetes; Botryosphaeriales; Botryosphaeriaceae
Product: Translation machinery associated
Exons: 2
Coding region: 1-549 (182 amino acids)
Cellular component (GO): nucleus
Source: RefSeq, a predicted model, not a curated record